CGAGCGACUACUGUAACAUAAGUUUUGUAUCUAUGCAACUUUUAAGAUUAACGCUGCCUUUACUCACUGGCAAAUUACAAAACUCUUUUAGAUACAAAAAAAAAAAACCAGUCUUUUUAUGAACUCCGGAUAGACCUCGUAUAAAAUAGUACCUGCCAAAAAAUUAUGAUCCUGAAUCUCAAAAAUAUACUUCUUAAAUUAUGGCAAAUUGGAAUGAGCUUCCACUGGAGGUAUUGAUCAAAAUCUUUGAACUUACAGUAGACUCUUGGUGGGUGCGCUGGGAAAGGUCGAAAGAAUACCUACUUAUUUCGAGACGUUGGUCAAUCGCUAGCCGAGUCGCUGUCUUCAAAAACGUGAGGUUAAGAAUGGACCAUUUCGACGCAUUUGCUGACAGCAUGAUUAGUUCCAACAAUGGCCAAUUUGUCAAACAUUUGUUAUGGAAUAACAUACCAGAUCCAGAUAUACUAGAAGCCAACUUAGAUCGACUCCUAGAAGCAUGUCCAAAUGUUACCAAUUUAGGAAUAGGAAUGGCGGAAGCUGUAAACGAGUCGUUUUUCACCAAGCUGUUAUUAGUGCAUUGUACGAGUAAAAAUGGAUUUAGACUGAAGCAUAUUCCUAGACACUUUGACGAAACUGACAAUGGCGUUCGAACAUACAAAAAAUUGGCUUAUGCAUUAAGAAAAACGUUGAAACAUGUUCAGGUGUACGAUUGGCCCAGGGCUUUGGGUGAAGGUUUUAUGGAUGAGACAGCAAAUAGUUUAGUUGAAUUUGAAAAUCUCAAACGCAUUAGCUUCCAUUUUAAAGAUCAUGACAAUAUCUACCAAGUUGGUUUAAAAAUACGAAAUUGCCCGACAAUCAAACAUGUAAUGAUCUUCCCAAGCCAAGUGACUUGUAAUAUGCAAGCGAGAACUACCAUGCCGAUCGAACCUUCCACCAUACACCCUCUUCCGAACAUCGAUAAUUUAUGUAUAUUCAAUGCAAAAGUAGCUAUUGGUAGUGGAUUUUUGGAAUUUGUUAUGCGCUCAUUCCCCAAAUUACGCUAUUUAGCCAUAGCUGAAGGUGAGCCACAGCCUGAUGGUGAGAUGACUAUACCUGUUGUUGCUAUACCUUAUUUACAACAAAGAGGUCAACGGGUCUCUGUUGAACUUUGGAUUCAGUUCUUUAACUACCUCAAUACACUGGAGGCGUGUAGUGUAUCCACCAUGUUUAUUAAGGAUUAUUUGAAUGUCUUUGCUCAUUUUCCCACUUUCUGUGACAGUCUCGAAAUCAUACAUGGUCGUGACCAAGUGUCGGGAAUCGCGCCUUACAUCAGCGUUUAUAAUAAUUCUGAUGAGUCAUACUACAUUAAAGACAGACACAUAGAUUACAGCACCUCACGCCGUACUUUAGUCUAUCUUCCACCCGAUGUGAAUAGAACCAGUGUAAAUUUCAAAGCGCUUGUUGGGAUAUUUGAAAACACUUUGAAGGCAUUGCGUAUUGGAAUGGAUACUUUUACUAGAGAUGGGCAACAACAAGAGAUGCUAUGUUAUGCUUUGGAACACUGUCCCGUCUUGAAUACAUUGUGGAUAUCAAAAGGCAUGUUUUCUCAUUUCGGUUCCAACACUUUUAUGAAGAACGAAUCUCUAGAGUAUCUACGCUUUACAAAUUGCGUAUUUCGAAAUGACUUUCUCUGCGAACUUUCUGGUCGAUUGCGUAACAAAAUCGAAAUUCUGGUUUUUAUUGAUUGCAUUCUGGACCAAGAUUGGGAUGAAUCGUUUGUGACAAUUGAUAUGCCUUACACAAUGCUUGGCUAUCUGGUUUGGAAAAACCAUUAUAUUGAUAGGGAUGAGAAAAUAGUGUUCCUCAAGAUCACCAAAAAUCAUGGUAUGUGCUCCUAUUAUAAAGUGUCUCCUGGACCCGAGAUGACUGUAUCUUCGUCUGUGGAUUUUUAUGCAGCUAAAGACAAUGAUACGAUCUUCAACAUGCACAUCCGGUGCUUCGAUAUUAAGGCAUUAAUGAUGAACAAGAUGAAUAGUAAUUUUAUACUUGAUUUUACAGAUCCAGUCAAGGUCGGUCCUAUAGGCGUUUAUUCAGACCAACACACCGAGAUAUUUAAUGAGCUAUAACUUAUGAUUGCCCUUUGGUAAUAAAACUAGAAUUUAAAAUAUAAACCAACCCGGUCUGUUAAUAAAUAUGACUUUUGUUGGUUGAUGUACCUUUUAAGAUCGAUGCUUCCUUUCCCAGAACUCAUUUACAUAAAAAGGAACAGUCCUAAUUAUGAACUCCGGGUUAAAAU
This is a messenger RNA of Mucor mucedo, 2275 nucleotides long. RefSeq lists its product as uncharacterized. Lineage: Eukaryota; Fungi; Mucoromycota; Mucoromycetes; Mucorales; Mucoraceae. The transcript has a single exon. The coding region runs from base 201 to 2105 and encodes 634 amino acids. The record is from RefSeq and is a predicted model, not a curated record.